Molecule: messenger RNA, 1791 nt
Organism: Zingiber officinale
Lineage: Eukaryota; Viridiplantae; Streptophyta; Magnoliopsida; Zingiberales; Zingiberaceae
Exons: 7
Coding region: 474-1724 (416 amino acids)
Source: RefSeq, a predicted model, not a curated record
CUCUCUGCCCUGCGUCAGAAAACGCCACCCCCACCUAUAAAGCUGUCGCCCCGUACGUGCGCAGCACGUGGUUGGGGUCGCCUAGACGGCGUCUACGCCUGCGAGCGUCGACGAUCGUGAGUCGACCGACGGCUCAGAGCGUCCCGUACGUAGCAGCAUGCACUCGUAUGUAUAUACAAGAAGGAACUUUAGUAACGCUGCCGCAAAAGCUGAGGGGGGAGGAGAAAAAGACAGAGUUCUGCUAUUGAUUGAGAAUUGAUUAGGAAUCAAGAAGAAUCGAUCACGCACUAGUGGGCUCUGUUUUUAUUCACUUGGCUUCGCUUUCCACUCGAAGCGUCGGGAAAGCUUGGGGAGAUUCAGUUUUGGACACAAAUGGCGUAGACGACGACAGUUGAAGACUUGCUUCGGGGAAGGAAACAACUGAAAGGAGCUAAUUUUAAGGAAGAAAAGGUACUUUUUUGCUGUUGAGAGGGAUGGAGUCUAACAAUUGGGCGAGGCUCGGGGUGGCGUGCCUACUGGUAGCGGUGGUGUGCUGCUUAUCGUGCGCCGAGGCGGCGGCGGCGACGCGGCGGGUGGAGGUGCAGAGACACCUAAAGAGGCUCAACAAGCAAGCUGUCAAGAGCAUCAAGAGCCCUGAUGGAGACAUCAUCGACUGCGUACACAUAUCUCACCAGCCAGCCUUCGACCACCCUUUCCUCAAGAACCACACGAUCCAGAUGAGACCAUCACAUCACCCAGAAGGACAAGUGCUCCUUGACGAGAACAAACUGAUCACUUCAAAGCAGAAACCCCCUCCCCGAUCCCAGCUCUGGCACAACAUUGGCAGGUGUCCCCAGAACACUAUCCCUGUUCGCAGAACAAAGAAGGAAGACCUGCUCAGAGCAAGCUCCAUGAAGAAAUAUGGCAGAAAGCUGCAAAGGACCACCCCUAAUCCACUCUCCCUUCAACCUGACCUCCUCGAUGAGAGUGGUCACCAGCAUGCAAUUGCUUAUGUGGAGGGGGAUUCAUACUAUGGAGCAAGGGCGACCAUUAAUGUCUGGGAGCCAAGGCUUGAGCAGGGGAAUGAGUUCAGUCUGUCUCAGGUCUGGGUUAUUGGGGGCUCCUUUGGAGAGGAUCUCAACAGCAUUGAAGCUGGCUGGCAGGUGAGUCCAGACCUUUAUGGUGAUAACAACACAAGACUCUUCACUUACUGGACUACUGAUUCUUACCAAGCAACAGGUUGCUACAACUUAUUGUGUUCUGGAUUCAUUCAAGUAAACAGUGAGAUUGCAAUGGGUGCCACAAUCUACCCUGUUUCUAAAUAUGAAGGUUUCCAAUAUGAUAUCAGUAUCCUUGUUUGGAAGGAUCCAAAGGAAGGUCACUGGUGGCUACAAUUUGGGAACGACUAUGUGCUUGGCUACUGGCCUUCCUUCCUCUUCUCCUACCUCUCGGAGUGUGCCUCCAUGAUUGAAUGGGGAGGGGAGGUUGUGAACUUAGAGCCAGGCGGCGAGCACACUUCCACCGCCAUGGGCAGUGGCCACUUUCCCAAAGAAGGCUUCGGCAAAUCCAGUUACUUCAGGAACAUCCAAGUAGUUGAUGGAUCAAACAACUUGAGAGAUCCAACAGGCAUUGCUGCCUUCACUGAGCAAGCAAACUGCUAUAAUGUGCAGAUUGGCCAUGGUGGUGGCAAAUGGGGGAACUACUUCUACUUUGGAGGUCCUGGAAGAAACUCCAAUUGCCCAUAAAUAUUUCAGUUUGAUCUGUGUUUGGAGAGAAGUUUUUGUUACUUUAAUUCUUUGUUUUGGUUUGUAA